AUGCUUCUUCGCGCUCUGGCCAACAAGCUGCAUUCAUUCAAUCCCCAACGCUCCUCCUGUCUCUUCCAGAUCCCCUUCCUUCCCGUGAGUCUCGCCACCUCGGGCUCCUCUUCCAACAGCAAUCCGAUGCAAGACAACGAAGACAUCUUUGCCCGUCGCGACUUGCGAGACCCACGCUUCUCAACCUGGAAAGCGCCCAAAGAGCUCAAAGGCGGGCAUCAUCGUGCCGUACGAUGUCUAGCCUGGUCGUGUGAUGGGCGUAAGCUUGCCUCGGGCGGAAGUGACAAGGCAGUGAGGAUCUGGCAGCCUGAGAGGGCUUCGCUAGAUCGAAGCAGCCAAGAGCUGAGAGGGCAUACGGAUACGGUCGAGGCCCUUGUGUGGGAUCCAACGAAUCCGGAGAGGGUCGCGACUGCUGCCCUGGAUAGGACCGUCAGACUAUGGGAUACCCGUACCCUGCAGCCCAUCUUCACUACCUCGACCCCUGGCAGCAAUAUCAAUCUUUCCUUCCAUCCCAAGGGGCAUCUGCUCGCCGUCGGCAACAGGGAAGACGUUCUCUCCCUCAUCGACGUGCGCAAUGGACCCGGCAAGAUUCUAGGAACGAUCAAGGCCGGGUCAUCGAGCAGCAAUGAGGAGAUCAAUGAGAUAGGCUGGUCCAACGGUGGCAGCAUCUUUAUCGCUACAACGGGCAAGGGGUAUGUGAGGAUGUAUGACGCUAGAGCGCAUAAUGAUCCGGAGAAGCUGGUGGACGAGGUAAAGCAGACAGUGGGAGAGGAUGCUGACAUGACCAAUGGCAGUGACUCUACCGCGCCUAAGCCCAUGCCAACAAUCGACUGGCCACCGGUCCACACCCUCGUGGCGCACACGGCCACCGUCUUCUGUGGUCGCUUCGACCCGCUCGGACGAUACCUAGCAACAGGGAGCGCCGAUGCCACAAUCGCCUGCUGGACGCUGCCUGAGCUUCAGUCGCACUGGAUGGCUGGAGGGGACCUGCAGACACCGCCUCGCUCCAUUUCCUUCAGCCACGACGGCGAGUUCAUCGCCGCAGGCGGGGAGGAUGCAGUGGUGUGGAUUGGGUCGACUGUUGAUGGACGCAGGCUGCAUAAGCUGCCUGCGGUAGGCACAGUCAAUGCGCUGAGCUGGUCUCCUACAAGGCAUUUGUUGGCUUAUGCGGGCGACGAAAGAGGGCAGGGACAGGAGGGGACGGUAAGGGUCUGGGGAUUAUAA
Jaminaea rosea is the source of this 1224-nucleotide messenger RNA. Its product is annotated as WD40 repeat-like protein. NCBI's taxonomy places the organism in Eukaryota, Fungi, Basidiomycota, Exobasidiomycetes, Microstromatales. Gene Ontology annotation, molecular function: protein binding. Gene Ontology annotation, biological process: mRNA export from nucleus. Gene Ontology annotation, cellular component: THO complex part of transcription export complex. The transcript is spliced from 2 exons. The record is from RefSeq and is a predicted model, not a curated record. The coding region runs from base 1 to 1224 and encodes 407 amino acids.